GAACCAGACAUAGAAAUAGAGAGAGAGAGAGAGAGAGAGAGGUUCUUGCAGGCUUCCAUGCCCGAACACAACAAGUUAAAAGACAAAGUUCCCCAAAAAAGGAAGUUCGCGAGCUUCAACCAAGUCCAUCUCCUUCGUCUCUCUCCGGUGUUCCCCGGGAAACUCUCCCAUCGAUCUGACACACCCAGGUAAAGGGUAAAUGUAUCAACCGAGAAGUGUCCCUAGCUCAAGUCUAGUCGGCAGCGACUCUUUUACUGAUGGCCAGCAGUUAGAUUGCGGGGCCAGUGAAAUAGUGCCUUUCAAUGGAGGAAAUAGUCUCAGCAACAACCCUAAUCUCGCAUCAAAACACCGGCUUCGUUGGACUCAUGAGCUUCAUGAACGUUUUGUUGAUGCUGUGGCACAACUCGGGGGUCCUGACAGGGCCACUCCUAAAGGCGUGCUUAGAGUGAUGGGUGUUCAAGGUUUAACAAUAUACCAUGUCAAAAGUCACUUGCAGAAGUAUCGACUUGCAAAAUAUCUACCGGACUCUUCUUCUGAUGGAAACAAUGUUGAGAAGAAAGAUUCAGCAGAUAUUGCUUCAAAUACAGAUGGUUCAUCUGGAAUGCAAAUAACAGAAGCUCUCAAACUUCAGAUGGAGGUGCAAAAGAGACUGCAUGAGCAAUUAGAGGUUCAAAGACAGCUACAGUUACGGAUAGAAGCGCAGGGGAAGUACUUGAAGAAGAUCAUUGAAGAGCAGCAACGCCUCAGUGGGGUUCUUGCAGAUGGUUCUGGCUUGAGUGAUGAUUGCCUGGAAUCUGAUAAGAAGACUGACCCAGCAACUCCUGCUCCAACUUCUGAGUGCCCGCUUCAGGAGAAGGCCUCCAAGGACCAUGCCCCAGGAAAGAGCCUCUCAAUUGAUGAAUCGUUGUCUCCUCAUCAUGAGCCACAGACCCCUGAUUCUGGGUGCCACGUGCGAUCUAUUGCCGAGAGCCCUGAAAGAGAGAAGCCAGCGAAGAAGCAAAGGCUAACAAAAGAAGUGGCAUAUGCCACAGAAGAAAUGUUUCCCCCACAUCCGAUACUUGACUCAGGCUUGAACUCCUCCUACCAGCAAUCGCAUCCAGCUUUCCUGACUAGGGAACAGUUUGAUCCCUCACUGGGGAUUUCGAUUGCAACUGGUGAUCAACUGAGGAAAGUCUCCAGUGGUAGUCUAUAAUUUUUUUGAUGCAUGGAAUAUGCCAUCUUUAGACCUUUUCUUUCAGCCUUGUAUGUGUAAUUUAUAGAGAGGAAGUCUUUGAACUUAGUUGAAAUAACAAGUUUAGAAGCUUGUCUUGUCUGACUAAAUUCUGGAAGGUCUGUCUUAAUGACUGUUUUGGCAAUGAAUGACUUCAGUUUACAUUAUCGAA
Syzygium oleosum is the source of this 1382-nucleotide messenger RNA. RefSeq names its product myb family transcription factor PHL7-like. NCBI's taxonomy places the organism in Eukaryota, Viridiplantae, Streptophyta, Magnoliopsida, Myrtales, Myrtaceae. Bases 200 to 1192 code for a protein of 330 amino acids. The transcript has 7 exons. Gene Ontology annotation, molecular function: DNA-binding transcription factor activity; DNA binding. The record is from RefSeq and is a predicted model, not a curated record.